Pelobates fuscus (common spadefoot toad) is the source of this 1315-nucleotide messenger RNA. RefSeq names its product trafficking protein particle complex subunit 12-like. NCBI's taxonomy places the organism in Eukaryota, Metazoa, Chordata, Amphibia, Anura, Pelobatidae. Gene Ontology annotation, cellular component: Golgi apparatus; TRAPP complex. The record is from RefSeq and is a predicted model, not a curated record. Gene Ontology annotation, molecular function: protein binding.
AUGGCCGCCAAGCACCAAACCCUGCAACCUCGAGAGAGACUGGAAGCACAGGGGGAUGCUGUUCGGGAUCUCAUGCUCCGUUUCUUAGGGGAACAAGCUGCCAUGAAAAGACAGGUUCUUACAGCUGGAUCUGUAGAGCAAACAUUUGUGGGAUUGAAGCAACUCAUCAAGAACUGGAGAGCAGCAGUGGACCUUAGCGGAAGGCUUUUAACUGCCCAUGGACAAGGAUAUGGCAAGAGUGGUCAACCUACGAACCACACUACAGAUUCUUUACAGCUGUGGUUUGUAAGACUGGCACUCCUGGUGAAGCUAGGCCUUUUUCAGAAUGCUGAGAUGGAGUUUGAGCCAUUCAAAAAACUUGAUCAAGCUGAUCUUUACUAUGAGUACUACCCACAUGUUUAUCCUGGACGCAGAGGGUCCAUGGUCCCAUUUUCAAUGAGGAUUUUACAUGCAGAGCUACACCAGUACCUCUCUAACCCUCAGGAGUCUUUAGAUCGAUUGCACCAUAUGAAGAUGAUUUGCCAACAGAUACUAGACAAUUUGGAGAAAGGACUAGCAGAGGAUGGGAGUAUGAUUACAAUGACCCAGAGUAACCGGAAUGCCUCUGUUCAGCUGUGGAGGUCACGUCUGGGCCGGGUGAUGUACUCCAUGGCAAACUGUCUGCUAAUGAUGAAGGACUACGUGCUGGCUGUAGAUGCUUAUCACACAGUUAUAAAGUAUUACCCAGAGCAAGAGCCGCAAUUGCUGAGUGGCAUCGGACGAAUUUUUCUUCAGAUUGGAGACAUAAAGACAGCAGAAGAAUAUUUUGAAAAUGCAGAAAAAGUUGUACAGAGCUUGGAUACACAGGAUGAAACGCAAAACAAAAUGUUGGUUUUGAUGAAUAGGGCCUUUCUUCACCUUGGUCAAAAUAAUUUUUCAGGAGCACACAAGUUCUUCACAGAAGUUCUAACAUUAGAACCUGCAAAUGCUGUGGCGAAUAACAAUGCUGCGGUUUGCCUACUCUAUUUGGGCAAAUUAAAGGAUUCCCUCAGGCAUUUGGAAGGAUUGGUUCAGCAGGAUCCCAAACACUAUCUCCACGAGAGCGUUCUUUUCAAUUUGACAACUAUGUAUGAGCUGGAGUCAUCCCGGAGUAUGCAGAAGAAACAAGCUCUGCUAGAGGCAGUAGCUGUCAAAGAAGGUGACAGUUUUAACACUCAGUGUCUGAAGCUGGUAUAAUUCUUUCACUGCUAAUUUCCCUUCCAGUGAGAGAGACUGAAAAAAAAUCUGUAUAUAUUUCGGCUUGGAAUGUAAAUGGUAUUUGUAGGUUUAAAUAAAA